Messenger RNA from Anthostomella pinea, 210 nucleotides. Lineage: Eukaryota; Fungi; Ascomycota; Sordariomycetes; Xylariales; Xylariaceae. The record is from the annotation of a GenBank genome assembly.
AUGCCAGAAAUGAUCCCAAUCGACCCCGAAAGCGACUUGGAAGACGUCGAAGGCGACGUCGACGACCCACCAGUUUCGCAUGGCUCCCGGGCAACUAAUGGUUGCAUCGCGAGCAACGGCAUCAACUAUGAGCAGCCCGAGACCGAGAAGGAACUCGUGAGUAGCGGCCCGGAGCAGGACGCCAGCCCCGAGGAGGUGCACGCCUUGUAG